Molecule: messenger RNA, 345 nt
Organism: Pelobates cultripes (western spadefoot toad)
Lineage: Eukaryota; Metazoa; Chordata; Amphibia; Anura; Pelobatidae
Source: the annotation of a GenBank genome assembly
AUGGCGGCGCUCUACAAGUCCAUCACGACAUUGGAACAACAACAACAGAAGAGGUCCCAGCUGAUGGAAACAUAUGGAGAAUUAAUGCAAGCUAGACGCCAACUGAGAGAUCUCACAAAACGCCACCUACGAUCUUUACAACACUCCAAAGGGUUCUUCUACACCGAUGCCAACAAAGGCGGCAGAUACCUAGCAAGGCUCUUGAAAGGCAAUGCCCCUCGCACACAGGUCCGCACCCUGCGCCUUUCUUCGGGCGCCUUGACUGCAUUUCCGGACAAAAUAGCCGAAGAAUUCGGGCGCUACUACCAAUUGCAAUACAACCUACAAGAUCGAAACAGACGGUAG